UUUCAUAGAGAUUUGAUUAUUUAUUAAUUUCAUUGCUUCAUUGUUUUUUGGCUUUUCUUAUUAUUAUAUUCCCAAACACAAAGAAAAUAUGACUAUCCUCAUUGAGCAACCAGAGCUAUCAACAAUGGCAGAUGAGGAAAUGAGAAAUGAGUUGGUCUUAGAUGGUGGAUUUCCGUUGCCUAAGCCCCUCUCAGAAGAUGGAUUCAAAGCCCCUCAAAUCAACUCUUAUGGCCGCUCUUUUAGAAACUAUCAUGGUGAAAGCGCAAGGCAAAAGUCUGUGGAGGAAUUCUACAAAUUACAACACACCAACCAAACUUAUGAAUUUGCCAAGAAGAUGAGAGCAGAGUAUGGGAAGUUGAAUAAGGCGGAAAUGGGCAUAUGGGAGUGUUGUGAACUUCUUGAAGGAAUCGUUGAUGCAAGUGAUCCUGAUUUAGAAGAAUCUCAAAUUCAACAUGCUUUUCAAUCUGCUGAAGCUGCUAGAAAAGACUAUCCAAAUGAAGAUUGGCUGCAUUUGACUGCUCUUAUUCAUGAUCUUGGAAAGGUUCUUCUCCUUCCAAAUUUUGGUGGACUUCCUCAAUGGGCUGUAGUUGGAGAUUCAUUUCCUCUUGGCUGUGCUUUUGAUGAAGCAAACACUCACCACAAGUAUUUUAAGAACAACCCAGAUAACAGCAACCCUGCUUAUAACACUAAAAAUGGGAUUUAUACCGAAGGAUGUGGAUUAGACAAUGUUAUCAUGUCUUGGGGACAUGAUGAAUACAUGUAUUUGGUUGCUAAGGGAAAUAGCAACAACUUACCUCCUGUGGCAUUGUUCAUUAUCCGCUAUCACUCCUUUCAUCCUUUAUUCCAAACUGGGGCAUAUAAACACUUGUACCGUGAAGAGGAUGUUGAAAAUUUGAAGUGGCUUGACAUAUUCCACAAAUAUGAUCUGUACAGCAAGAGCAAUGUUUUAAUCGAUGUUGAAAAAGUUAAGCCAUACUACUUAUCUCUUAUUGAGAAGUAUUUCCCAUCAAAGCUCAAGUGGUAAUUAAGUGGAGUCUGGGACUGAUCAUGCAUAUAAUUAUUGUUUACUUUUCUUGUCUUGUCUUUAAUUAAGUUUUAAUAAUGUUAGAAAUUAUGAGUGCAAUAUUUGUUUAUUUCUUUAAGAGUUAAGCCUUCAUACAUUGUAAUAAAAUGCAGUACCACACUUAUUAUGAGUUGUUGCAGUACAGUGUGUAAUAUAUAUAAUCAAUAAAGUGUUUUCAUUCGGUUUGUGU
This is a messenger RNA of Arachis stenosperma, 1253 nucleotides long. Its product is annotated as inositol oxygenase 2-like. Gene Ontology annotation, biological process: inositol catabolic process. Gene Ontology annotation, cellular component: cytoplasm. The transcript has 10 exons. The record is from RefSeq and is a predicted model, not a curated record. Lineage: Eukaryota; Viridiplantae; Streptophyta; Magnoliopsida; Fabales; Fabaceae. Gene Ontology annotation, molecular function: inositol oxygenase activity; iron ion binding. The coding region runs from base 89 to 1024 and encodes 311 amino acids.